ACAUCGUCACGCACUCAAGCCUGCACUCACGCAUUGAAAGCCUUCCUUCCCCACCAUUACCUCUUUACAAUUUACGAGUCGAUCGUCCGAGGUACGUACAUUUUACUUUUAAAUUUGACGCUUAAAAGUUUGCGAAAUACAGUUUUACAAUAACUGUUAUUCGACGAGCCACGAGCGCAUGAAAAAUUGAAUACAGCACAAAAACAUAACGCCCUAUAGCUAUAUAAGCGUGAGUUCGCCUCAGUUCUGCAAAUUUGAUCUCACGCUAACACGCCCGGCGGAAGACUGAAACAUUUCUGAGAAAUAUGUGAUUUAAAAUAACCUAGAACUAAUACUGGAAAAGAAACCUCCAACUCCUGAUCGUACUUCCCUCCAAAAUCCCCUCUUUUGGGAUCUUACCCCGGGGAAGCACUCUCUUAUAUGACAAGGAUGCCCUUUGGGAAAUUAGAUUUUGAAAUCCCAAAGGAGACCAAUUUGGACGUUGCUCAGCCUUUAUUUGACCCCGAGACAGCAAGACAGCACUUUUUAAUGUGAACAGAAAUUUCUUUACAUGCAACGUUAAUCCUCUGCGAUAAAUACCAUUAUGCCGGUAAAAUUAUUGGCCUUCGCUCACUCAAACACCCUGUGAGACCAAAAAAUCUGCAGUCCCUGAGCAUUUUCAUAUAGGAGGUCUCAACGCCACCCCCUCCCCCCCAUCAUGUUGGGAAAUCCUCGGAUUGUCUGCAGAGGUCUGGGCAUGUCCAUAGCUGCAGUGUUUUAUGCAACCACGCCUAUGCUGUGAAAAAAUGUUGACAGACAAAGUGUUCACACCAUUUUUAUGCCGGUAAAGUUUUUGACAAUAAAGCUAAAAAUUUGAUGUCAAUUUUGGAAUUUAAAUUUUUGAAUGGCUAGGUGUCUAAAUUUUCUUACAGUUAGUAUGGUUCCAUGUGAACAGAACACCUAAAAAGACCAAAAUUUCAUCCUAUUAAAAUUCAUCACAAGCUGCAGGCCUGGAGCCCCACCUUUUCCCUAUUUGGCAUCUUCCUAGGCCCUCUUAGUUGAUGCAUUUUGGUGAUGUUUCCAAGAUGAAUGGCCAGGAGAUUCUAAGAUUUGCUCAGACCACAUAACCAGAAAUGAAUAUGGCCCAAUGGAAUAAUGAGGCAUUUUAGGCAAACUUGAAUACACAGUGCCAAGAGAUAUUAUUCUCAAGGGUGGGCCCCCUUGUAUAGGGUCUGGAUAUUUAUGGUUCCCAACUAACUUCAAGCCACUGGGUGGGGGUUAACAGAGGAUUUAUGUAUAAGGAGUGGUCAUGGGCCCCUAACAUAUCACUUGUAGUUUUCAUCUUAUUACAUUUGGCCUGUAAAAGUCUUCUAGAGUGUGAUUGGCUCUGCUGAAGGAAGAAUAACAUUUUGAGGUUCUUAAAAAAAUACCUUUCCUACCAGUAUUACUCUCUGUUUAAGACAUACUUUUACCUCUUCAAACUUAAGGAUCCCCCUCAAUAUCUCAGCUAAAAUAUUGGGCAAAGAAUUGAAAUUUUCCUUUUCCCCAGCCCAUACUCUCCCAUUGCAUAAUGAACAGUUGUAAACUCUUGAGCACUUAAAGAUUGAUCUAUAUUUCUACAGCUUAAGGCUCAGACUCAGUGAAAAGAUAAAAAAAUAAUGGCAUCAGGCCAAAUCCAGACUGUCCUGGGUGAUAUUGAGCCCAGUGCGCUGGGCCGCACCCUUACUCAUGAGCACAUUAAGAUGGACUACAAAUGCUGCAUUCAACCACCCUGGAGAGCCUCUGAUGCACGAAAAAUGGUAAAUUCCGAGAUCAACUUGGCUAAUCUUGGAUGGAUCCAGCACAAUCCUUAUAGUCACAAACUCAACUUGUCACUUGGAGAUGAACCCUUUGAUGACAUGGUUAAAGAGCUGAAGUUGUUUAAACAGGAGGGUGGACAGAGCAUAGUUGAAGUGACCAUCAAUGGUAUCAACAGAGAUGUGGAGUACUUAGCUAAAAUUUCCUCAGCCACUGGCCUGAACAUUAUUGCUGGUACAGGAUACUACAUAGACCACACCCUUCCUCCCGAAAUCAAGGCCUUAUCUGUUGAGGAGCGCUGUAAGGUUAGUAAUAUUGUAAUAUUAAUUAUUUUCACUGUUAGUCAAGAAUAACUAUGCCUAUGUAUAACAAUGCUGAUAUCCUUGUAGCAACCCAGGGCAUUACAGGCAAUCAUCCCGGGGAGGGACUCCGCAUAUAAAAGGGGUGGGGAUGCUCAUCGCUGCUUAGGGGUGUAAAUUUCGGAUUUUGGUCUCACUUAGGGUGUUCAGAGCAAAACGCCAUCAUAUUUAGCUGUGAAGGUCUCGUUUAGGGUUGCAUGUGAAAAAAUAUGAAAAAUAUGUGUAUUGUCUGUGUUUUAACAUGGUCUCUUUUAGGGGUCAAAAAAAGCUCGGGCUAUGCCCAGAUCGGUCUCUUUAAGGGGUGUAAUUCAAAAUUUCUGAUGAGCAUCCCCACCCCUUUCAUAUGCAGAGUCCCCCCCCCUCGGGGCAAUCAUCUAGAAGUCUCAGGGGAGUUAUUUUCUCUAUUUAGAAUGGGUACAGGAGGGUAAAUCGCCCUCCUCCCUACUUUUUCAGGCCAUUUCUCCCUUGUCCAUUUUCUGUUUCUCUCCCCUCCUGUUGUCCCAUGUUGUAAUUAUUAUUGUUGGUCUCUUUUGCCAAAUAAUGUUGUUCUUAACCGGGUUAUAUAUAUAUUUUUCCCUACCAACUCCCCUUCGGUGGCACAUAUUCCUCUCACCAGUAUCAUUGUCUUAGGGCCCUCUACCUUUGCAAAAUAUUGCUUCUCAGUGGUCUUGCAAUUAAUUAAGGCAGCUAGCAAGUGGUUGUUCUGACAGUACAUGGAAAAGGUAGUCAGCCUAUUCCCACUGCAUUCCUAUUAUCCCAUCACAGGUAACUGCAUUUAAAUGGGAGGUAACAGGCAUGCCAAUUAUAAUAAUCUAGUAUAAUUAUGUAACCUCAGCCAUGCUGUUUCUAAACCCUGCUAUAAAUACUGUACUAUUAUAACUAGUAAUAGCCAAAGGUUAGGGAAUGUGGGCGACAACGAUUGAAGGUCAAGAUGCUUCUGCUCUAGUGGUGUGCCUUGCUUAAGUUUCAUGUAAUAGAUGGUCAAAACACAUGUAUAACGAGAUAAUGAGUGACAGGAGGUAAUUAACGGGCAUGAUCCGAUUGCAUUCUGUACAUUCCAUUCAUUCUUAGUGGACGUCCAAAUGAAGCUGGGUUCAAGUAUGCUUAAAGGAGCUGUGUCACGAAAUUCAGCCAAAUUAGGAAAUUACAAAAUGCCUGUUAAAUUAAAAGAAACAUAAAAAUAACCGAUUAAAACUUAAAAGGAAGGUUUAAAAUAACAUAACGGAAACAACAGAUGCCACAGACGGGCAAAACUGAAGAAGAUUGAAACGGAUUGAAAUUAUGGUUUUUGAAAACUGUUCAGCAGCCUAACAGUUUUUUCAGAGCGACCUGGAGAUUAGGAUUGCAGGGCCUCCUUGUGUCUCCUCCAAUUACGGUACUAUUUAACAAUUAUUCCUCGAGCCCCUAGUGGGCUCUGAGUCCAUAGCAGGGCUCGAAAUUAACUUUUUCGUUCGGGAGCCAGCUGGCGACUAACGGAAAAAUUUUGGUCGCCAGAUCGUAAAUUUUGGUCGCCAACUUAUUUUAUAUAUAACUUACACAAGAACACGAUUUUAUACGUUACUUUGCAUGCAAGAAAAGUCACAACUGAAGAGCGAAAACAAUUAGAAACAACACGAGUAACACUUAGUUAUAAAGCUACCGUUGUUCUCAGGUGAUAUGUCUCUGGUCCGAAGGUGAUGGUUGUCUCCAAAGUCAUUUUAAAUGAAGCGAAGCAUAAAACGUUUUAAGUCCGUGGUUUUCAUUCUGAGACAAACACGGGUCCUUGUGUAUUUGCCCUUUGCUACUUCUACGAAAUGCCGUUCUAUAUUUUCGACUUGCUUUCCUCAACGCCUUUCGCUGCCGACAAACAACGCCAUGCUUGGCCCAGGCCUCUACACAACCACAUUGCUCGUACCAGUCUCCGACCGGGAGGAAACAAAAAUGGGCUUAGUGCAGUUUUUGGGUCUUCGUUUCCCUUUAGACAGAACGUUUUAGGAAAAUAAAACCUAAAAUGUUGCGGGAGUUACGGAGGCACCGUAUCUGCCACCAUUUUUGUUGUUGAAGUGCGCCUGCGACCCCAGUUUCGGAAGAAGCCGCUGAAACAAUAUGGCGCGCCCUGAACGCAGUAUCGACGUGUCGAAAUACAUUCCAUUUUUUCGAUUAUCUUGUAAUAUUCAGACAUUAUUUUACUGGGGACGGAAAGGUGAGUUGUAUACUAGCUACCAUAUCCGAUUGAUUUCCAAAUAUAAAGAUUUAAAAACAAAAGUUGUGUCGUGGUUUUCUUUAGUCAUCGGACAAAACGCGAGUCGCCAGCUGGCGACCAGUUCUGAAAAUUUAGUCGCCAGUGCUCAAUUUUUGGUCGCAUUGGCGACCAGUGAGUCGCAAUUUCGAGCCCUGCAUAGCCCAUGAGGCCAAAGGCUGAAUGGGCUAUUGACUCAGAGGCCAUGAGGGCGAGAGGAAUCAUUUUUUUAGUAAAGUCCAACUAGUUGGUCAAAAAUAUUGAGACAAAACAACUUUAGGUAGCAAAACACGAUUCAGCCGCCAUUGUUUUGGUUUUCAAAGCCGGCGCUUUUUGCUACAGGUGGGCUAUAACUUAUAGCCUAGUGGUAGCUCAACCAAUCAGAAUGCAGCAUUGAUAAUAGACCACUAGUUGGAUUUUACUAUUACCCCCUCCUUCCUCAAACAAUAUUUGGGGGGGGGAAUCUGUAGGAGCUGCAGCCCCCUGCAUUGUCAGUAAAAUAAACAGUUUCAAUAUAUAUAGCUUGCAAGUUACACUCCUCCCAAGGACCUGAUGCUAGCUGCAGCAGAUUUUGAAAAUUCUGAUGUAGGGUUUCAUCCACUGACACAUUAAAAGUUUCACUGACUGCACUGUUUGUAUUUUGUAACUGACAUAAGGAGUAAGAGGCGAGUUACAAAAUAAUUUUGAUAAUUAUAUUGUUUGUUGGUAGACAAUGGUCAAAGAGCUCACCGAAGGUGUUGGAGAUACUACUAUUAAGUGUGGUGUCAUAGGAGAAAUAGGAUGUUCAUGGCCGCUAACACCAGCAGAGAAAAAAUCAUUGUUAGCUGCGGCUGCAGCACAGUCUGAGACUGGUGCUCCUCUUAUUAUCCACCCUGGACGGAAUGAACCAUCUCCCUUGGAAAUUGUGCGAAUACUACAAGAGGCUGGGGCAGAUAUUAAUAAAACUGUCAUGUCUCACCUUGAUCGCACUGUCUUUGAUCGCUCCAAGCUCCUGGAAUUGGCCUCCACAGGGGUGUAUUUAGAAUAUGAUUUUUUUGGUAUUGAGGUGACUUAUUAUCAGAGCAAUCAUGCAACUGAUAUCAUAAGUGAUGCCCAGAGAAUACAAAAUAUUAAAUUCCUGGCUUCAGAAGGGUAUGCAGAUAAGGUUGUUAUUGCUCACGAUGUCCACACACGUCAUCGACUUGUCAAGUACGGUGGCCAUGGUUACUCUCACAUACAAGUGAAUGCUGUUCCAAAGAUGCUUAUGAGAGGAAUUUCCCAGGAAGUCGUUGACAAGAUUCAGAUUUCAAAUCCUAAAGCAUGGCUGACAUUCAAGUAA
Porites lobata is the source of this 5671-nucleotide messenger RNA. Lineage: Eukaryota; Metazoa; Cnidaria; Anthozoa; Scleractinia; Poritidae. The record is from the annotation of a GenBank genome assembly.